AUGGCCCUCUCAUUGAGCAUUUUGGGCUCAGCCUUGGCCCUGGCCCCCUUUGUUCGCGCUGGAUUUAAUCCUAGCUCAUCUUCAAACGUUGCAGUAUACUGGGGACAAAACUCGUACGAUCAGGGUAGCGGUUCGCUUGCUCAACAGAAUCUCGCCUAUUACUGCUCCAAUACUGAUAUCGAUGUUAUCCCCCUUGCAUUCAUGGACGGCAUCACUCCUCCUAUUACGAACUUUGCCAAUGCUGGAAACAACUGCACCGCAUUUGCUGACAACCCAAAUCUCCUCAAUUGUACUCAGAUUGCGGAUGAUAUUGAGACCUGCCAGAACACCUACGGCAAGACGAUCCUUCUGUCACUUGGAGGCUCUACGUAUACUCAGGGGGGAUGGUCUACCACAACUGACGCUCAAAAUGCGGCGCAGUCAGUUUGGAAUAUGUUCGGCCCCCAGACUGGCGUCGCUGUCGACCGUCCUUUUGGAGAAGCUGUCGUCGAUGGCUUUGAUUUCGAUUUCGAGUCAACAGUCAAUAAUCUCCCGGCAUUUGGCGCCGAGCUUCGCAGCUUAAUGGAUGCCGCUAGUGGGAAGCAGUAUUAUCUGUCUGCUGCACCCCAGUGCGUCUUUCCCGAUUCUGCUGAUGGCACGACUCUUGACGCCGUUGCUUUCGAUUUUGUCAUGGUGCAAUUCUAUAACAAUUGGUGCGAAGUAUCUAACUUCCAGACGGGAUCUACUACUCAGAAUGAUUUCAAUUUUGAUGUGUGGGAUACUUGGGCCAAGAGCAGCCCAAAUCCCAACGUGAAGGUCCUUCUAGGCAUUCCAGCUAACACUGGCGCUGCUGGUGCUGGCUAUGCAAGUGGAUCUCAGCUCGCGGCUGCUAUUGCUUAUUCUAAGCAAUAUAGUAGCUUUGGAGGGGUCAUGAUGUGGGAUAUGUCGCAACUCUACGCCAAUAGCGGUUUCCUCGACCAGGUUGUCAGUGACCUCAGUGCUUCCAGCCCUCCUCCUACAACUACAACUACAACUACAUUGAAAACUACAACAACGUCGAGCUCCGGCUCCAAUCCUACUGGGAGCCUUGUUCCUCAGUGGGGCCAGUGUGGCGGCCAGGGAUAUACCGGUUCUACCCAGUGCCAGCCCCCGUACACUUGCGUCGCCGGUGGUGCAUACUGGUCUUCUUGCCAGUAA
Penicillium lagena is the source of this 1176-nucleotide messenger RNA. RefSeq names its product class III chitinase. Lineage: Eukaryota; Fungi; Ascomycota; Eurotiomycetes; Eurotiales; Aspergillaceae. The transcript is spliced from 5 exons. Gene Ontology annotation, molecular function: cellulose binding; chitinase activity. Bases 1 to 1176 code for a protein of 391 amino acids. Gene Ontology annotation, biological process: carbohydrate metabolic process. The record is from RefSeq and is a predicted model, not a curated record. Gene Ontology annotation, cellular component: extracellular region.